AAAUAAUUAAAAAAAAAUACAAACGUCAAAAUAGAAAAAUAAAAAUGGCUGCUUUGUGUUCGUCAUUAUGUGUUUGGUGUCGUAUUUUGCGCGAAUACUACACUUAAAACUGGAAAUGUGUACUAUACAUAAGUGAAAACCAUCAUUGUAAACCUAUCUUAAGUGGAAACAUUCGUUAAUCUGCACGAAAAAACAAAAAAUUGUAAUGUCGGUCGACAAGUCAAUGGAGCUGCGAAGCAAUGAGAUCGAUAAAAGCAAACGUCGUCAUAGAACUGACGACACUGUUGUUGCGACAGCGGCAUUGACUGGCGGGGGAGAUUCGCAACAAUACGCGAAGAUGGAGAAUGCAGACGACGGCGCGGGGAAACCUACAGAUUUAUGUUUACAAAGCAACUUGCAUUUGGUGUCUAGUACUACAAGUAGUUUAGCCGAUACGCCCGGUGAUUCUGGUGUUUUGUGUUUGGACAGUGAAGCCUCUGAGAUAACCAGUCAGGCGUUGAUGUCACACAGUUUAGUUGGAGCUGAAGAAUUAGCGUGCGACAGCCUCUAUGAUGCUGUUCCAUCUUCUUCUCAGGACAUGAUUAAGAGCACAACCAGCAGCCUAAUGACUCGGAGCGACAUAGACAAUCAGAACAUGGGAGCACCUGAAGACAUAGUCCCUGAACUCCUUGUAGAAACUAACAAAAAAUCUCCAGUCUAUGAAAACUUGCCAGAUGUAGUUUUAAAAGCAUUGGAGAGUGAGAAAAUUUCUACUGAAAACAUAGAAAAACCUACACGACCAAAUGAGCCAAAGAAGUCCCUCUCUGAAGAUAUUGUGUAUAGGAGGAAAUGCAGAAAGAAGUCACAAAGCGGAGGCAGCUCACAGAAAAAACGGGUAUCUUUCCAUGAGGAUAUAUUAAACAAUACGAAAACGGAUAAUAUUCAUAUUGAACGAGGUUUCAUCUCAUAUGGACCAGAUAACACAUAUUGUGAUAGGUUUAGACAAAAGAAUAAUAUUGCAACUGAUAGAUUUUCAUGGUGCGCAUCUGGGGAUAGGUCACCAAAGUAUGCAGCAGAUGUGGCGCAGCAGACCAUGUCUGACCUACUUGUUUAUGGUGACUCCAAAGCUGACCGAAGUGGUGUAUUUGAAUAUUGUCAAGAUUAUGAUAAUGAAAACCAGGAGAAUGACAAUAAAGAUAAAGAUAACAAUAAUGAGACAAGGCCAAGAGGGAAAUUAUAUGGAUGUGACUCCAACAGCUCAGAUUCUAAUUUUAGCUGUGACUCUGAGACAUCUUCCAGUGACUCAUCCUCCUCACAUUCUAAUAAAACAGAAGCUACACUUCUGCAUAGAAAAUGUGACAAAGCUCAAAAAUCAUACUCAUGUGACGGAUUUGAAAAUAAUGCUCAUGUAGCUUUUAUGAGGAAAACAUACUUCUCUGAAGCUGAUAUAGAUCAACCCCAUGAUAGAACGAAGAAGCCGCUAGAAGUUACAGAAAGCCCCAACAGAGUUAAAUCUGUCUUAAAGAAAAAGCGCUACAUAACCACCAAUGUAGUUGAAGAGAAAAAACAAAAUACCAAAGUCUUAAAUCUACUGGAUGUUAAUAUUAUAGAUUCCUUGAAAAGUUUUUACAAGAAUUUUAAUUUCAAUUUUACACCAGAGAAAGGUUUACCUGAGAACAGUAUUGAAUUAACUAAUGUAGUUGAAGCUUUGCCUGAUGUUAAUCAGAACAAAAAACUAUCUAAAAGUUUGGAUUCAGGCUUUCAGAUUGAUGAUGAAGAUGAUUUUGUGGAGAUUAAUCUAAAUGGGCAGCAACUAGAAGCAGCUCCACCUAAAGAGAUGAUAUCCUCAACAAAAAGUAAUAUCACAGGAGAUAGGACACCCAACGAGGGCUCUCCACGGCACAAACUCACUCUGAACAUGAAAGCACAAUUUGACAAGAAAUCGGCUAACAAAUCUGAUGCUUUCCCAUCCGUAAACAAAUAUGUUGUGAACUGUGAGAGCACAGUUUAUGAACAUAAAGGAGUAUCUUACAGUUAUGUGCACGAUACAUUCCAGACUGCAUUUGAUGCUCCCAAGGAAACAUUUGUCCCUAUACCAGAAAGCACUCCAGUAAAGGAGCUAGUGACUAGUACUAGCAAAGCCGACUUUACUCUAAAGCAGACUGAUACAGAUUCAUCCAGUAGGGCUUCUACACCCAAGAGGCAAUUCAACAAGAAUGUCCUGGAUGAAACUGAACAGAAAAAUGGUAUUCCAAAGCAUUUAUCUUCUCCUAAAAGGCAAAACGUCAACCGUUACAGAAAAUCAGCUUCUACGCUACAGAAAACAAAUGAGGAACAACAGCAAACUAGUGACAACUGCUCAAACACAGAUAACUCCACUUUAAAAGGUGGUGAAGAUUUUGCAGAUGACUUCUUUGACAGCCCUUCUCAAAAGAUGAACUCUGACAAAUCCGCUUUACUGAAUCGAUAUUUGAAAAAUGUAUGUCAACGUAAAGAUUUGGAACUGAAGAUACGGAAUAAUAAGUUCUUUCAAAACAAAUUGCGAAUGGAGAAAGGUUUCCCGAGCAUCAUAUAUCCGUUUGAGCACGUAUCUGAUACGUUCCACACUUCCGCGGCGCGGAUGUCACGCCUCGUAGACAAAGAGGUGAUUGAAAACAAAAGACUGUCGGUGCGGCUGCUGACGGCCGACGAGCCGUCCUACUUUGACAGCUUUGAAGAUAACGUCGCCAUAGAGUGUAAUGAGAAAUUGAGACUGCAAAUAUUCUCGUAUCCUAAUGAAACUUUGAACAGGAUGAUGAAAGUGCAGUCCCAGUACAACAUGGAAGACGGCGCGUGGACCCCUUUACUUGUGUUCAUCACGGACUACGCCCUCUACGUGGCGGGCCUGACCCCUGGCGGCACGGAGUAUGACAUACUUUGCAGGCUGCCGCACAGCGAACUAGAUGCCAUAGCGGUGGGUCCUGAAGCGCAAUACGUCCAGAUCAUCGACAUCUCGGGCAACAUCGCCUGCUCUAUCGUAACCGGAGAGUCAUCUCUGGGCGUCCGCCUAGUAUCCUCUCUGGAGUGGAGCGCGCGUACAUCGCCACUGCGUGUACAGCGGCCGCCCGCCAUCAUACCGCUGAGUUGCAAGCAUUUGGCUGCUGAAGUAGCUAAGCAAAGGCAUCAAGAUAAGGUAUCAGACAUCUUAUACUACGGUCGGGCCUGGUCAGGGGACGCGGGUGACCGUCUUAUAGAAGCGCCGGGGGCCUUCGCUCCGCCGCUCGAGGGGUACCUCAUGUGCCGCACCGACCGCAGCAAGCGCUUCGAGCCUUGCUACUUCUUACUAAGAGCGGGCGUCCUCCAAUGGGGUCCUCACCCGCCCGACACCAACACGUCCCUACCGAACGCCAUCGCGCUCCGCUCCGUGGUGGGCGUGCGGCGCCACGUGGACAGCUCGCGGCGCCCGCACUGCUUCGAGAUCGCCAUGAACACCGGCGCCAGGCUGCUGCUGGCCGCGCCCGACGACCCCGCCGCCUCCUCCUGGCUGCAGUCGCUGCUGCUGCACGCGGCGCAGGCGUUGGAAGAGAAAGACGGUCUGUCAGUGGAGCGCGCAGGGCCGCCGUGCGCGUGCACGGUGCUGGUGACGGCGCGGGAGGUGCUGAGCGUGCGCGCGCCGCUAGACCUGGCCUUCGUCGCCGGCGCCGCCGCCUACCUCAAGGAGCGCGGCGACGAGGCGCUGCUCAAAGAAUAUGUCGCGGAAAUGCGGACGGACGUCGAGAUACUGGCGUGCGGUUCGCUCAAGAACCUGACCGCCUUCAAAAUACCCGACACCGACGAGAACUGGUGCUGCCUGGAAUGGUCAGUGUGCGAGGCGCGCGAACGUGGAUCAGGACUGGCGCUGGUGAUGGCCAGUGGUGCAGAGCUGGAGCGACUUAUCGCCGCCGUCGAGCGGGCAUUCUGUGCACACACUAGCGAGCCAUUCCCGCUAAGCGUGGUCGAGGCGUCCAAGUCAGCGUGCAGCACUGCGCAUUCUAAAUUCGAGGCCGCCUGGACGCACAUGCUACCGCAGCAGUAAACAGGUACAAGCGAUGACCGAUAAUAGCCCUUACAGUAUUGUAACAAGGUUCAAGGGUGGUCAGUUGUCGCUUCGAUGAUGUUCAGUAGACGGAACAAACGAGGCUGACCGGUUAUAGACCUUAUACCAUUGUGACAAGGUUCACCGGUGGUCAGGUAUGGCUUCUAUGAUGUUCAGUAAGCAGGCUCAAACGAGACUGACCGGUUAUAGACCUUAUACCAUUGUGACAAGAUUCACGGGUGGUCAGUAACUUCGAUGAUGUUAGCUAAGUCGACUUAACAUCGUUGUGAUAAUUUACUUAUUGCUGUGUUCGAUAAAGUCAUCGAAUUCGUCAAGCCGCUUAUUUACUGAUAUUCGUCCCUAAUAUAAAAUACCGCGGGUCAUAGGAAAGGCUUAGACCCUCUUGCACCAACCACAAGUAGCGAAACGAUCAAUCUAACUCUACAGUUAAUUAUGAAACUUCCCUUACAGAUGUAGUGCAUAAUUAUUUUCCGUCGUAUUUUCACGGAAACGCACGAAGGUGUCUUGCUAUUUCAGCCAGUCUCGGUACAAAAAGUACAGACGUUGACUGAAGUAGCAUGACAAAUACGAACGUUUCCGAGAAAACACGGUGGCAAACAAUUUAAACAAAUUAUGCACUACAUCUCUACAAUCUUUAACGGUAACAGGUGGUUUAGUGCAUCCGAACCUUAGGCCCACUUGCACCAUCCCACUAACCCGGGGUUAAGCGGUUAAACCGUUAACCUAGUGUCAAAUUGUGCUGGUAACCAUGGCAACUCCAUGUUUAACCGGUUAAACCCGGGUUAGUGGAAUGGUGCAAGUGGGCCUUAGCCUAUUUCAAGGUGUUGGACAUUGUAGUGUACAGGAGUCUAGGAUUGAGUGGAAGAAGCGGCGAUCGAUUUCGGCUUUAACCUCUAGCCGCCCAUACGUCAAACCUUGCCAAGCAAAAUGAAAUUUUGGUUUUGUCAUCACAAAGUUCAAAUUAGAGUGGAUCAUGAGACCUUUUUAUAGGUCUCUGGGCGGCUAGAGGUUAAGCGCUGCGUUUAACUAAACUCAUUCACAUUUUCCCAGUACGAGUGUGGUAAGCCCACUCCACGCUCGUGAGCGAAUGGCGGCACAAAGCCGCGAACGCGAGUGUGGCAUUAACGUAUACAGGGUGUCCCAGAAUUCGACGUCAAGCCGUAAACGGAUGAUAGACCAAGUCAUAACAGUUAUCAUAAAAAUACAAAAAAAAAUCCAACUCAUGUUCUUUAAAAAUAAUGCUCACUUUAAAAAUUCACUAAAAAAUCCACACCCUGUAAUUAUUCAAGAUUACACAAUAAUAAAAAAAUUAGAAUAAAUUAUGGAAUUUGUAGUAACAAGAGUUAAAGAACCAUUACAGGUUGUGGAUUUUUUAGUGAAUUUUUAAAGUGACCAUAAUUUUUAAAGAACAUGUGUUUUGACGUCGAUUUCUGGGACACCCUGUAUAUCUAUGGACUGGCCUUACGGGCACUAAAAAUGGUAUUAGUUCAGCGGUGUUACUCACAAAUUCUAGCCAAUCGUGCAUUCUAACGCAACUAGUUGCGACCAAUAGCGCGCGUGAUGCGAACUCAUCAACCAAUCGCGCGCGUGUUGCGACCUCAUCAACCAAUCGCGUUGUAGCGGUGUCACACCGCUGUACUAGCCCUGUCAUGCCUCAUUAUUAUUGCCCGUAAAGCCAGUCCCUAGAUAUCUAUGGCAAUGGAGUGUGGAGGAUGCAAUAGACAAUUUUACUAAAAUAAUGGUGGUGUAAAAAAAUCUGUUUUGAUCAUAAUUCUACAGAAAACGACAUGCUACCUACAUUCGAUCGCCCCCUCUAAGGCUCUAGGUUAAUAAACAAAAUGUAUAGAUAUCGACUUAAAUAAUUAAGCGUAUAUGUAAUGGCUUUUUGUGCUAUUAAAUUAUAACAAUCAAACGUGCGAAUUUCUAUAUUGCAUCGAUGUACUGAGGAUUAUUUACAAGCAAACUCAAAAGGAAAUGCCUAAAGAUCGGUUUUCCUAGGAUAGCGGUGCCGUCAUAAUUAUAGCGGCCGUCUCCAUACUAAAUAAUACGACUAAAUAUGGAUGUCGUAGUAUUUGUAUCGAGACGGCCCCUAUAUGACGGCACCGCUAUCCUAGGAAACCAGCGCAUAAGAGAAGGCCCUAUUCAAGAUGAAAUUAAAUUUGUUUAACAUAUACAUAGGGGUACGUUUAUACUAACUCGCAUUAAAAAAGGAGAUAUUCUAGCAGUUUCACUUUUAAAAGUGCCUUUUAUCUGUGACCUGUGAGUUAUCAUCCCGUGUGAGCUUAGAUUUAUGUAUCAAUCUAAACGAAAAUACAAGAGUUCUUCAGAGUAUUUCAUAGUGGCGAUAUAAAGGCCUUUUGCUCUACGGUUAGUAGUUGUUCGCCUUUCAUAUUGUAAAAAAAAACUCCAAAAUAAGGCGCCUAUUACACCGGCUCCUUUUACUUGAGUAUAAGUAAAUUCUGAAUUGCAAUCAGACAAAAAAAUGUUCUAACUCAAUGUACGGGUUUUGAUUAGAAAACUACAUCUUUAAACUUUGUUGAUAUUGACAUUGAGACAUGAAACAGUAACAGUGUAGUCAAAUUAUGUAUAUAUUAUUGACUCUAUGUCUCUCUAUAAUUGGAUAUAAUAUAUGUACUUAGAUACUCAUAUUAAAAUCCUAACCUACACAUGACGAACAGACCUAUUACAAACUUUUAAUAUUAUUAGACUGAAAAAUUAUGAUAUUUCAUUCAUUGAGUAUCAGCUUGUAAAUUAUUAAAUUUAAUUAAAAUUUUCUGCAAACGAAUAUGUCAUACUAUAAGAGAUUCCAGUACCUAUCGAAUAAUAUUAAAACAAAACCUGGUUAAGAUAUCUUAGGUUGAUAUUCCACCUGUCCAAUUUAUUGGUCCAAUGUGCAUUGCGUCUCACUCUCACUAAGCAAAAUGUGAGACGCAAAUACACAUUGGACAUAGAAAUUGGACAGGUGGAAUAGCACCCUUAGGCAAAACAUGAUGUUAAAUGUAUUCAGUUUGUAGUUUCAAAUGUAUACGUCUGUGAAACAGAACCACUCCAGCGGCGAUAGCACGGUCGCAUUUUUAUCGUUUGUCUCCAUGCCUGUCACGUUCUAACAAAUAAUGUAAGUGCGAAAGUGACGGGCAUAGCGAUAGGCGAUAAAAAUGGAACCGUGCUGCGCCCGCAGUUAGCACAAUCACAAUAUUCAACACAUUUAUGCUUCCUCGCUAAUAGUCUGGCUAAUGAAUGAAAGUUGGACCAUCCAAUUUAAUAAUGAGACAAAAUCAUUGAUCAAAUUGUUCUAUGCGUAGUGUUGUCCAGUAAAAUAGUUAGUAAAUUUUCCUUAGCCAGACUAUUUUUACUAUAGUCGUCCAGUGUAGUAAUACUCAAGCGUGUAAUAUAAUAUACCUAACUUCAUUAGCAAGCAUACGUAGUCGUAUGUAAAAUGUAGUUGGUUAUCCGUAACUACGUAGCUAUUAAGACACCAUAGAUAUACAAUAUUCUUAGAGCAUUUCGUAGCUGGAGACGCCUUGUCUGUCUGUAUAAAACAGUCUGCCUAUUUUUGCACAGUUGUGCAAGGUUUUCGGCAGAGGGGUAAGCUCUUAAAAGCGACUCCAUUUAUUAAAUGCUUUAAGACAAUAUUAUACAUAAAUUAUAAACGAAUAGUCCAAUCCUUAUACCUAAUAUAAUAUAACAAGCAUUUCUUUAGAAAAGGAAUAGUGUUUUUGGUAUUCUCAGACGAGAAAGGAUAUGUAGUUUUUCGUGGUCGGUUUACGCGGCUUAUUAUAUCGAAUAUAUAACUGCAUAUCUACAAGAUAUAUCCCAAGUGAAAACGUUUAUUUUUCAUAUGUAAUAAGGUAAAUAAUGUACCUAAUGUUUACAUUUGAUUAUUUUUGUAAGUCGGAGGUAUUUGUAGAUGGCUUAGGCAGAGUUUUGUGAGCGCUAUUCUGAAACUUGUGCUUUGAUGUGUCGUUCAGAUGAGACCUUACCCCCUAAAACUGCAACUUAUUUAGCUAUAUUGUAUUUAAUUGUAUCGAUAUGUUACAUAAUGUUUCAUUAUUUAAUUUUAAUGAUUUUUUUCAGUUUAUUGUACUCUGAACUUUUUUGCGAGAUUUAUUAGGUGAACUCAAAUUAAAUAACCUAUUCAGAAACAUAGGGUUUAAGUUUUUAACCCCUGGUCCAUGUAAAUUAAACUUAGUAGGUAUUUUAUAUUCAUGGUAGAACAUCUUAUGAUACUUUUAGUAUUUGACAUUGUGCAGUUUGGAAUAUUUCUGAUCGUCUUUCUUUGAUGUCUAAUCACGUAGAGCGUCUUUGAUUCUUUAUGAACUAUUUGCAGAGGGGGUAGGAGGGGAAAGACACAAGUUUACAGAAUAAGGCAGCUUGGCCUGACGCUGUUGGCUAAAGUAGAUUUUAUACCUGAACAGUUUUAUAUCACGAACCUUUUGUAGCUUUAUCAUUUUAAAGCUAAUUUUAAUGGUUUCGUUUUAUUUAAAAUUCUCUUUCCAAAUUUUUUUGGCCAUGAUUGAAAACGGUGGAUAUUCGUAUAUUACCUACUCAUAUUGUUAGAUAUUUGAGGCAAAGCAAAUGCCUUCUUACGAUUAAGGUUCAUUUUUUCGUGCCUUAUUUUGUAAAUACAAUUUUAACCUCAAAUUACAUCCCAGAAAUAAACAUCUUAGCAAGUUGCAAGUAAAUCUUUUAGCAAUGUUGCUAAACAAAUUUGACAUUUUGGCACUAGAUUAUUUUUCAUAGUUAUAAUUUGAGGUUAAAAUCUUGUUUACCAAAAUGGGACAAGUAAAAAUCAAUAGUCUAGAUCUAGAAAAUUAUCCCAAGUGGUUGUCUUUGCUAUUUCAAAUGUUACCAAAUAUCAAUGUAUGAUAUCAAUACGUGUAUGUAUAAGGCCGCUGUAAGGCCGUGUGAUAUUAAUGUACCUAGGGUAGGUUCUAAUAGUGAAUCAAAAGAUAUUAUUAUAAUUUUAUCCAAUACAUUUAUUUGAAGAAUCAAUUUUCUUAUGAAUUAAGUUAUAUUUUUGUAGUCAUUGUUUAGUUUAUUACAGGAACAAAAUAUUCAUUAUAUGUUUUUAUUAUUGGUCUAGUUUUAAUGAUAUGAAUAUACUUUUAUAAAUAUAAUAAUUGAAGUGAAGCGCUUAUUGUGUUUGUAUGUAUGCGCUUUCCACUUACGUAGCUGUGAUUUGUGUUGUUCACUAUUAAGUUUUAUUGUUAAUGCAUAAUAUUUUAAUAUUAAGAUCGAUGUUUUAGCCUCAUUAUUACGGUAAUCUAUUGUUCAUUCGAUGAAUGUUAUUUAUUGCUAUAUUAGCACGCGAUGUUUUUGUCCAAUUAAUUUUGCUUGAUUUGUAGAAAUGAAUUUAAAUUAAGUAUAUUUAUGACAAUAUCUUCCUUUGGUGUGAUUGUAUGAACACACUUGAAACUUUAACUUAAAGGUCUGUCCUAAUUGGUACAAGAUAUUUUCUAAAACCCUUAACUUACCUUACUUGAACAACUUGACAAUUGUCAUCUGACACUGACAAUUUUUGGGGUGAUGAAAGACAAUUGUUCGGCUUUAAAGUGCCAUGAUUGGCGUUAUAGUACACUUUUCUAUCUUAAUGGGAAAGUCAGUAACCACUGUUGGUUAACGUAAGGUGAAACGGCCAAUCAUUGAAAGGCUGCCACGUGUUAGCAUUUCUACUUGUUUCAGACUUGUCAUUGUCAGAAGAAAAUUUACAAGUUAGUAAAAAAGAGGCAAACGCAACAUUUUGGUCAGACCUCUACGUUGUCAGUCUCGCAAAUUGGUAGCUAUAAAGUAUUAAUACGAACAAUAAUAAUAUUAAAGUCAUGCUAUAAGUAAAGUAGUUACAAUUUUGAAAUUGUAAAAUCAUUUCUGUAUCAAACCCUGUAAUCACUAAUGAAUCUUCAACUACUUAAGGCCCUACCUGACUUGCCAAUAAGGAAUCGGUGCGUCAUCAAUACUGCUACCUGAUUGGCUAAGAUGCGGGGUGCGCCUCGCUUUCAUCCAAUUAGGAAGCGUAGCUGUUGACUGUACCAGUGUACCUGUCAUUUAGGAAAAGCGCCUAACUCUUGCCUGUGUAAACUUCUUGCUUGUUUAUGUAUUUGUUUGUAUAUAGUAGUUGGAGAAUCAUUUUUCACCAUUGUAGUAUAGCCCAUUAAACUGUCAUGAAUUGUACUCGAAUACAAGAAUAUUCGGAUCGCUUAACAUUUGUUCAUAUAAACGAAAUAAAUAUCUUUGCGAAAGUA
Molecule: messenger RNA, 10293 nt
Organism: Cydia fagiglandana
Lineage: Eukaryota; Metazoa; Arthropoda; Insecta; Lepidoptera; Tortricidae
Gene: prd1
Exons: 9
Coding region: 206-4033 (1275 amino acids)
Biological process (GO): regulation of protein localization; Golgi organization; lysosome localization
Cellular component (GO): endosome membrane
Molecular function (GO): kinesin binding
Source: RefSeq, a predicted model, not a curated record